GCGGUGCAGCGCUCAGACAGUAGGACGACGACGCGACCGCGGGACGCAACCGGAGCAGCGGGCUCGUGGCAUGUAGCUCGCGACUGUCUCGCCGGCGCGCCGCCCGCGCCGCCCAGUGAUCGCCCAGUGCGCCGAGCCCGCCAGCUCGUCGGAUGGAACCCAGAGUGCGCCCAUUCGCAUCAAGGUCAGAGUCUGUGAGUGCUAGUGCAAGGAGCCCCCAAGUGUGCAAUGAUGCGUCGGUAAAAAUCUAAUUUUGAGCCUGCGUUUUGCGUGUGUCCGGAAAGCGUUCGGCGGGAGCUAGCUCAGACAUGGGAAGUGAGCACUAUUGCCUAAGGUGGAACAAUCAUCAGAGCAACCUGCUGGGCGUAUUCAGCCAGUUGUUGCACGACGAAAGCUUGGUGGAUGUCACGCUAGCCUGCUCCGAGGGCGCCUCUAUCAGAGCACACAAGGUAGUUUUAUCAGCGUGCUCAUCCUACUUCCGCUCCCUGUUUGUGGACCACCCGUCGCGUCAUCCCAUCGUCAUCCUCAAAGACGUGGGGCUAGAGGAGUUGAGGACUCUCGUUGACUUCAUGUACAAGGGUGAGGUCAACGUUCAGUACUGCCAACUUCCUGCUCUUCUUAAAACUGCUGAAAGCCUACAGGUUAAAGGACUUGCUGAAAUGACGACGUUAAGCGCAGCUGGUAUAGACACGCGACACGUUCCAGAACCAAUGGAAGAGUGCCAAUCCCAGGACAUAAGAGAAUGUCCAGAGACACAAGAAAGAGUAGCAAUUAGGGAUAUUCGAGAAAAAGAUAAUAGAGAGGAACGGCAUGAAACACAAGAUGUACGAGAAACUCGUGAAAAAGAAACUAAGGAAAUCUCUGAAACAAGAGAAAGUCGGCCUUUAAGAGAAACCCGUGACUUGAGGGAGACACGGGAGCACAGAAAUAGGGAACAAAGAGAACCAAGAGAUCUAAGGGAAAAUCGGGAUACUCACGAUAUCAGAGAACCUCGAGACUUUAGAGAGUCUCGCGAACUAAGAGAUCAUAGAGAAUUGAGAGACACUCGGGAGCCGCGAGACUUGAGAGAGCCACGUGAGAUGAGGGAAAUGCGAGAACAUCGAGAUUUCAGAGACACGCGGGAAUACCUUGAAGCACGAGAUGCACCUGAAGCUUCUCCACCACGGAUAUCACCUUUACUAUCAGUGCGCCGAUUCAGAACUGACACUUCAGUUGAGACUCCAGCAUCGACACAUCCUCCUAUUCCAAAAGAUGAACCACCCGAUGACCCAAUGCGCCCUUCUUCCCCAGAAGACGAUGUCGUAUCAAUACGUUCUAAUGGGGCUCAAAGUGAUAACAUAGGGUUAAAUAUGACAAUAAACAGUCAUGGUGGGGCAGUGCUUGGUGCCCGGUUCUCUCCAGAACAGCGUCUGAGUGUACUCAAUGCGAUAGCCCAUCCUGGCCUCCCGCAUCCCUCACACACCACGCAACUCUCCAGCCCAAGGAAUGAACCAAUAGCGGGCCCCUCUGGCCUGCCACCUGUACAACAGGUUCCCUUGUCAUUGAAGAAAGAAGUGGAUUGGGACAAGAACAAUGAUGACAAAGGCGGCGAGAGUGCCUCAGAGUACCGGAUGCAACACGAAUCUAUGUGCCUGGAUAUGUCUCUGCGCGGGCCGGGCGCGGCGGCGGCGGCGGCGGUGGCGGCGGGGGCGGGGGGCGCGCUGUGGUCGCCGCUGCUGGCGCUGCACGCGUGCCGCCUGCGCCGCUACCUCAGCGACGACUGCGCGGCGCCGCGCCACGACGAGCGCCGGCGCUGCGCCGUGUGCCUCGCCGCCUUUCCCUCCGCCUGGCUGCUGGAGCGCCACGCCGCGCUGCAGCACGCCGCCUGCGCCCCCGGCGACGACAAGCCCUUCGUGUGCGAGCAGUGCGGCCAGAGCUACCGCUACCGCUCCGCCUACGUCAAGCACCGCGAGCAGAACCACCGCGCGCGCCUGCCCGCCGACAAGCUGUUCACGUGCGACGUCUGCGGCAUGCAGUUCCGCUACCUCAAGUCCUUCAAGAAGCACCGCCUCAACCACACGCUGGAGCGCCUGCACACCAAGACGGGCGAGGAGGAGCGCGUGACCAGCACGGACGAGCACCGCGAGCUGGACCUGUCGCUGCGCCGCGCGCGCUCGCCCGACGACCAGGACUCCACCGUGGACUCCAACGGGCCCAGCGACUCCAUCGUGACCGUGGACGACUCCACGGACUGCCGCAACUCGAGCGCGGGCGAGGGCGAGGCGGCGGACGAGCGGCGGCGCGCGCCCGUGUCCUUCGCCUCCGUGAGCUCCAUGGCCGACAGCUCGGAGGCGGAGGGCGCGGCGGGGGCAGGCACGGGGGGCGCGGGGGGCGCGGCGCUGCUGGGGCUGCUGGCCGGGGACGAGCGGCAGCGCGAGCGCGAGCGCCGGUUCGCGUGCCCGUUCUGCGGCAAGUGCGUGCGCUCCAAGGAGAACCUGAAGCUGCACGUGCGCAAGCACACGGGCGAGCGCCCCUUCGUGUGCCUGUUCUGCGGGCGCGCGUUCGGCGGCAAGUCGGACCUGACGCGCCACCUGCGCAUCCACACCGGCGAGCGCCCCUACCACUGCGAGGCGUGCGGCAAGUGCUUCGCGCGCGCCGACUACCUGUCCAAGCACCUCACCACGCACGUGCACAACGCGCGCUGAACAAGAGAAGGCGGCACCACAUAACCAGAUAUUUUUUAAAGGUUUUUAAUCUUUACACGUUUGAAUAUUAAGCAGGUUUAAUUAGAUAUCUACAGGACUGUUUUCUUUUUUGGAGUGGUUUAUAAUAGGUUGUUAAAUAAUUUUCGAUAUUUAUUAUACCAGAUAGCGAAUAAUAGACGGCGCGACGCGUCCGUACCCUAAGCAAUAUGACAGAUGAUAGACUAAUUUCAUAUACCUACUUCCCGAGUGCAUAAUGUGUACAAUAUUUUCUGAGAUUCAUACAGUGCGGUUCUGUUCAUUUGUGUCGAGUGCAAACUGCGACCGCAAUAUUGCGUUUUUAUAGUUACGUUUUUUACAUCGUCUACCUAAAACUCAAAAUUAAUUUGCAAUUUACUGACGACUGAAAUAUACGUCGCACAAACGUAUACCAUCCGAGGAAUCUGUCCGGCAUCAUUUAAUAAUGCAACCAGUCAAUUCUAUUGUAAGUUAGUAUAUAUUUGCAAAUUGAUUUUGUAUGAAAAUACAUCGGUGGUUGGAGAUCUAUUUCGGCGCAACAAUACUUAAUUUUCCCGGUGCGAUAAAAACUUUAGUGCUCAGUGGAUACUGGGGCCCAUGCGCGCCGGUUGUGUGAAAUGAGGGCGAUUACCGGAAUAGCACCAUUAUUGUUUGGCGUAGUUCUGGUGCCCUAUUACAAGAUCCCUUUCUUUCUGACCAAUCGACUAACGCAAUAUGUGACGGGUGAUAGUGUAGCGUGCUAAAUGACCGUUCGACUCAGAGUGAGCAUUACCGCGGGACGAUUUCGUUCAAGUUCAUUCGCCAUAUUUUUGUACACCCAAAUAUUUUAUAAGAAGACUCAUUCCAAUAAAAUGAACUAGGCAAUUGAUAGUCGUGAAGAUAGGUAAGUAGAUGAAUGCAAAAGCUGUGAUUCGUACGAUUUAAGACCAGUCAAGUUUUAGGACAUCGAAAAAUGUUUUAUGUAAUUUAAUAUAAAAUUUAAAAUAAAUGUUAUUAGAUAUUAAAAUAAUUUUAGUGUUAAGAAAUCUCUCUGUGCCAAAUUAUUGUACCUCAUAAACGCAUAAAGUGACGUUGUAGAUAAACUAAUUAUUUAUCAAGACUUGUUUUAUAACAUUUCUCUUGUAACACAGUAAAGCCAUCCAAAGAAUGUCUGCCAGUACCGAGGUUCAGUUAGGUUGUAGUCGGGAGACGAGCCACAUCGCUUCCAAUUUUGCUGAAAUAGAACCUAUUUAUUUAUUUCUUUACGUCAGCUGAAUGGGUUCACUCCAGAUUGUGACAAUACCUAUCUACCGCGAUAACGACUUAAACUCUUUUCAAUAGAGUCGUGAUACCAUGUUGGUCAAGAAAACAAUCACCCAAGAAAAUUGUAGAAAGAAAAAGUUGGAACACAAUCCUCCCCCCGAGCUCAAGGGGUGACAACUUUUGGUAUGUUUAUCUUCUAACUAGCCCAAAUAAAGUAACGAAGACAAAAAUUGAGUUCCAAGACUUUCCUAUUACAAUUUUUCCUAUACUGGCCUAAUGGUAUCUCAUGUAGCGAAUGUAUAAAGCUGGAGUGAGCCCCUGGUCAGUGUAUAUUUCUCUACAGUUCAUUUAAAUAAUGUUUUAUAUGCCGGAACAUUCAUUGGUCAAAGGAACUUUUCUUUGGUUAACUCCAUUUAUAAAUAGGUACCUACACGAUUGGAUAGGUAAUGUCUAUAUCCGCUGCAUAUAUAUACAUACUUAGGUACUAACAUUUACUGUGCCGUGAGUCCGUUAUAUACACAUACAACUUUUACCAUUAACAUUAAUGGCCAAUUUAUCUUCUUAGGAUGAAUCAUAACUGCCGUCAUUGUGAUAAACUAGAAGUCUAUACAACUAAUUAUAUUGAAGAAUUAUAUUAUUUUUACAGUUAUUUUAACCGCAGGAAUAUUUUACCCCAGAUAUUUGCCACAUUUUAAAAUAGCCCAAAUACUCAUAUAUUUUUGAUACAAAGUUAAAUAGUACUUAAGUGCGUAUAUUUAAGGAUCAUCUGCAAUAAAUUGAAACAACGAUAUUAUAUUCUUACUUAACAAAUUAUAUUAUUAUUAUUAUUCAUAAUAGUUACAGUCAUAUUUCAUAUUUUAAAUAUAACGUUCACAUAUUGUCAAUUAAGAUUUUAAUAUAGGAUAAGGUAAGUAACCUAUGUCUAUUACAAAAUAUAUACCUACCUAUUCCAAAUAAAAUGACUGCAGAUUUAAAAGUACUUAACAAAUUAAUCAUGAUGUUUCGUUCACGUUAUUUUCAAAGAGGAGUUUACUUUUAAAUCUGUCGUUUUGCGAACUCAUGGCACAGUAAAUUUUAGUAAACUUACGCAAUAGAAUUAUAUUGAUAUUUAUUUACAACAUUACAGACGUAAGUACACAAAUACUGGCCGCCCAAAGUAAUUAAUAAUUAUACAGAAACUAGCCGAAUACAACGAAGAAAUAUUGCAGAAGAUUAAUAACUAUUUUUAAUUAUUUGUCAUUAGAAUUGUUUACAAUAUUAUAACUGAUUUUAAAUCCAACAGUUUAUUCUUACGUGUAACGUGUUAGAUAAUAGUUAAAUAACUUUUUUAAUGUAAUAGCCAGAGGGAUAUAUUAUACUGUUUAGGUAGUCAAAAACAUUUAGUAUAAAUGGGAAGCAAUACUCUGAAUUAUAAUUUUUAUCUUACUUAAUUAAAUACUUAAGUUAAACGGUGCAGUGUAAACACGACCAACAAAAUUCAAAUUCUAGAAUUCUUAAGUUCGUAGGUCUCUGUAGGUCGGUCCUUAUUAUAUGAAGUGAUUUAAGUUUCCGCCACUAGAGGGCCAGAUCCACUUUGGGCCCACUCAUAAUUUACUAGCAGUUGACCCACUGUCUAAUAAAAGUACCGCGACAUUGAAAUUUACGAUGCAAAGCCCGGCCCAUACCCGCGCAUCAAAAAUGUAUGGCGGCGCAUCUUGACCCGGCCCUUGGCCGAGGCUCGCUCCCAUAUAUAUGAAAUUAUGAGAGCAUAAGCCGAACUUAAUGUAAAUUUUUAAUCUCGUGUGGUUUUUGGCUGAUGUUCGCGGGUCUCAGCUGGCUGGCCCAGGGACCUCCGUGUUUCCGUGUUUCCACUGUACCAUCUUACACUUGUACAACGCUACCAUCGAAAUAAACAAUGAAAUUCAUAAAAUUGUGUAUAUUGUAGAUAUUUUUCAUAAUAUUCAAAAUUGAUGUUGACUGUUUUUAUAUUUGUAGUAGUCAUUUGAUGUUGUGGUGUCAUUUAGUGUCUUAAUAGCCUGUAAGUUCUUUUACCAUCCAAAGUUACUUCAUAAUAAUAACACACAAGAAUGUUUCUCUAUUUUAUUCUCAAUAUUAUACAGUUUUAUAGGUAUUAUAAAUACUUUUUUUUAAGUAGCGUGCGAUAAUUAACUUUGGAUGGAAAAAUGAUUUGAAUUUUCUUAGUCUUAAUAUCGGUGUGGAAUUCUUUAUAUCCGUUCAUGUAACAUACUUUAUAUUCAAAUAUUUAAUUAUUAACAGAAAAAAAAACAAAUUAUAUUGAGCAUAGCAAUGGAAUGUAAAUAAGUGAGUGCUAACCAGGUCAAAUGUGAUAAAUUAGGGUCUAAGUCUAAAUUAUUUUUCAUUCAAAUUCUAUUAUUUCAGUAACUGAAUUGUGUUAACUUGUAGUAAGCAACUCUCAUUUUUCUGAUCAUACAUUAUAAACCAUUUAAAAAGAAGAAAGACUACUAGAAAAUGAAAACUAUUGAGAAUGCCAGGUUGAAUGAACACGAUACAAUAGGAAUACAAUCAAGUUAUUAAAUAAUUAUACAGCUGACAACUUUAAAUUUAUAACGCACAAUUUGAAAAGGUACUGAGUACUAAUCGGUUAAACGCAAACAUAAUAUACUUAUUAUAAUGUUUAUAUAUCUCCGUCCAUUAAAUAUAUAUUUUCUAGUACGUUGUGGCUAACUUAUACACAAACUUAAUAUUUUUACUCUACGCAAAUUGAAGUGAUUUGAACCUGGCUCUCAAAGGUUUUAAUGAAAUAAAAGGGUUUUAUUUUUAAUGAGUCUGUUGAUGUAUGUACUUUAGAUUUUUAUACGUCGGUUCCCAAUAAAUUUGUAUGUAGAAUAAUUUUAUGAUAAUUUGGUUUAUUUUAUAAUCUGGAAAAAAAAGUGCUCAAAUCGCAGUGUUAAUGAUUGUAUUAAAAAUCGUCUUUAUUCUAUGAAGUCCUUCGUUAAUCUGUUCCAUAGAUGCUUCUUUAUCAUUUCGUUUUUUAUGUCUAUAUUUUCAUAUUUAUUAGUGUGCAUCUGAAAUAUAAUGUAGAAAUCUAGAUUUCACGGUUCGAAAUGAGUGAAAAUUGUCAGGUCCGCAAAUGAUCAGAAGGCUAUUGGUAAGAUUGCGAAAUACCUAGGUAGAGAAAAUAAUUGUGAUAUUAUUUUAAGGAUGGAUCGGUGAAAGUAUAAACCGGUGGGACAUCGGGUCGGGACUGAUUUUCGGAUAGCGAGUUAUGUAGGCCGUAACCCAGUCAAUAAUAAGUAAACUAAGGGUUGAUUUUAACAUUUUAAAAAGCCAAACACAUUCAUAAUGUAGCUCUUAAAUGGUAAGAAAGUUUAUUUAAUUUUAAAUCGUACUAUCGUAAACGAAAUCUUUUAUAUACCUUGUGCAUUGUUUUUCAGAUGUUGUAAUGAUUUUUAUACAUUAUGAAUAUACAACAUUGUAUAGAGGUAAGUGUAGAUAUUGUAGAGGGGUCUUUUAACCGAGUGGUGCUAACAAUGUGUAAAAUGAUAUGUGAUAGAAAUGCUCUUCAGAGAAUUUUUUAUUUAUUGAUGCUUCCAUAGUAUAUAAUGUACACUCAGACAAGUUUUUGAAUCAGACUUCAUAAGUUACUCAACGUUUUAUGACAAUUUUAACCAAAGGGCACGUUCAAUUUAUUUUAUUUCAGCGACAACGCUGAUGUAAAAUAAAAUUUGGUGUUGCAGUAUUUACUUUUACAGUUGACGAAACAUAAAGAAUAAUCAUGAAAACUUCAGCAAUUUCAUUGUAUACCGUAAUUGGUGAAGUUUUGCUGAUUAAUGAAUGUAUGACUUGUCUAGUUUAUUGAAAUGAAGAUGUACUCAUUGUUAGUUAGAUAAUUUUUACACGGAUCAAGGAACGGAAGUUUUCGAUUACACUGAAUCUAUGAAAUUAUUUGAUUUCUUUCUGUUAUAAUUACAACACUUUAUAAAUUUAAAUAAUUGAAAGAAGGUGUAAUUCAUUAUUUGAUUUCCAACAAGGUUUUUCUGUAAGUUUAUUCAGUGUUUGAUUCAUUAGUAGGUAGGCACGUUUAUUUUUAAUUGAAUUAAUAAUUUUUGUUCCAUGUAACAAUGAUCCAUACCUUAUAAUAUAGUUUCUAAAUCGACUUAAAUCAAAAUAUGGAUAUUAUUUAUGUUAUACUUAACUCAAUCGAAUUGUUUUCUUAUUUAUAUUUAAAAUAAUAUAAUGAAUAUGAGUAUAAGUGGUGGCAAAUGUUUUUAUAAACUUUCAAACUAUUGGAAAACUAUAUUUUUCUUACCAGGUAUUUUGGUUAUGUUAGUAUGGUCUCCAAUAUCUGUUUUAUAGUAACUAAUUUAUUUUAUAUUUUAACGUUUAUUAUUUAAAAUAAAACACACACGCAUAUUCAAAUUGCAGUAUAUGGACCCGGGUUUACACGUUUAGUGUGGAUGUGAAAAUGAGUUUGGGAAUGAUAAAUUGAUUUGUAAAAAUAAUUAAAUUGAGGACAAAUUUAGGAAAAGUCCAAUUACUUUCUAAAAUUCUUGUCCAUUGUCCAGACUUAGGUAUAGUUUCAUAUUUUGGAUGUGUAUUAUACAAUCUAAAUUUAACGCUAUGGUGUAAUAUUCAUUUAAUAUUGAUGUGCAAAAUUAUAGUAAAUGACUUGGAGGUCUAAAAAUAAGAAGAAAAAAAAGACAAAAAUACUUUACGAAAUUUCUAAAUGUGCAAUAAAAUAUGUGUGUUGUAGUGUAUUCAUUAGGCGUAAAAAUUUAAUAUAACUGCAAAGCCACGGUCACUGUAGUUGCAAAAACCCGGUGUUUUUGAUAGUAAAGUGUAAUUGAAGAAGACUCGAGUGUCCUGAUCUCAGCCUACAGUGGCCGCGGCCGUGCGGACUAAUAUGGAUAUUUGGCACUUUAAAAAGGCACACUUUCCUAUUAUAAUAUAAAGUUUGAAAUCGUGUUGAAAAUGGAUUUGUUGGUAAUUAAUUUCUUAACGAAAUAUAUUUGUUUCAUUAA
Messenger RNA from Plutella xylostella (diamondback moth), 8923 nucleotides. RefSeq lists its product as uncharacterized. Gene Ontology annotation, cellular component: nucleus. Gene Ontology annotation, molecular function: protein binding. Lineage: Eukaryota; Metazoa; Arthropoda; Insecta; Lepidoptera; Plutellidae. Gene Ontology annotation, biological process: regulation of transcription by RNA polymerase II. The record is from RefSeq and is a predicted model, not a curated record.